This is a messenger RNA of Coturnix japonica (Japanese quail), 5483 nucleotides long. It is a transcript of the gene FAM110C, whose product is annotated as family with sequence similarity 110 member C. Gene Ontology annotation, molecular function: alpha-tubulin binding. NCBI's taxonomy places the organism in Eukaryota, Metazoa, Chordata, Aves, Galliformes, Phasianidae. Gene Ontology annotation, biological process: regulation of cell projection assembly; positive regulation of cell migration. Gene Ontology annotation, cellular component: cell cortex. The record is from RefSeq and is a predicted model, not a curated record.
CAGAUGCAUCUCCCAAGAGAUGACGUGAGUAAACGUUGGGUACAACACUGCGUGCCCGGACCUCCCCAGGUGUCGGCUGUGACUCAAGUGUUUAAUGUUGGGCAUUUGAAUCACGGGAAGUGGCUGUUUGCAGGGCUGCUCACAACUCCAGCCCCACAGGAGCCCUGCCCCUUUGGAAGCGUGCCCUGCCACUCUGAAGGGCAAAGAUUUACCCAGUGCAGCUCGAUUUGAAGCCAUUCUGUGAUGUUUUGCAAGCGCACAUCCACUGCACAGCUGUUGGCAAUGAGCAGACACCUUGCUAGUGCUGUUGGUGCCUCAAGAAGGGCAUGAGGGUCUCUCACGCUCUUUUUAAGCUAGAUGGUGGUCGGGCUCGAGCACAGGCUCCGCAGGACAGUGACACGGCCCCAAGCUGCCGGAGUUCAAGCAGCGUUUGGACACGGCGUUCAGACAUAGGGUUUGAAUUGGGGUGGUCCGAAGCGGAGCGGUGUGAUCGCUGUGGGCUCGGCUCAGGGCACGGGACCGCCCGGGGCCGUGACGGGUGCGGGGCGGGGCGGGCCGGGCUGCGGGGCCGGGCUCAGCGCGAGUGGGUGCGCGGCGGCGUGGGGCGGGCACGCAAGACACGGGCACAGACACGGGCACGGCUCCCCGCCGCCUUAGGAUUGCGGGCUGCGUUUGGGGCUGUUUAUUCGCUUUUUUGUUGUUUUUUUUUUUUUUUUUUUUUUUUUUAAUCGCCCAGGACUGGAAGCGGGAGCCGCGGAGCUGAAGCUGCUAUGCCCACUGAAAUCAGCCGGGCUGUGAAAAUGCACGCGAUCCCCGACCUGCACUCGUCUCUCAGCGUGCGGCUGCUCAACAAGGGGCCGGAGUACCUCCGACGGCAGCUGGGGGCCGGCAACCCCGGCCGGAGGAGCGCGGCGGAGCGGCUGGCGGCCGAUAAGGCCAAGUAUGUGAAAAGUCAGCAGGUAAUCAGCACCAAGCAGGAGCCCGUCAUCGUGCUCAGCUCGGCCUCGGAGUGCAGCAGCGAGAGCUGCUCUGUGGAGAGCACCAAAACCAGCAGGGACUUGGGCAGAGGGAAGGUUACGAAGCCUCUGGAGCGGGCGAAGGCGGGGUGCGCCUGGAGGGGCCCCCUGCAGCACGGCCCCCCCAUCGCCCGGCGCAGCACCCCCAGGAGGCAGGGCCGGCCCGACUCCCUGGUGAUCUACCGCCAGAAGUGCGAGCUGGGUAGAGGGCAGAGCCAGGACGGCUCGCGAGGCAGCUUGGUCAGGAGGUUCUUCCAAGGGCCUGCUGGCAAGGAGAAGCAGUUGGCUUCCCCUGGGGUGCCCAGAGUCAUCAUGGAGGACAGCACGGCCGCCGAGAGCAAAGAGCCUCACCCGGAUGAACUCCCUGUCUGUGAGCCUGGCGGCUGUGAAGCUGAGCAAGCCAUCACAGCGAGCACCAAAGAACCGGACGUUUGUACAACAGAGCCUGAGAAGCCCUCUACAUUGCCUGCACCUCCUGAAGAGGUCAAGGAGGUGAAGAGGAGAGGUCUCCAUCGCUCCCAGUCGGACAUCAGCUCUCGCUACUCCAAGUCUUUCUCUGAGUUUGACACGUUCUUCAAGUUCUGUGGCCUGGAGCAGGAUGUCAUCGAGGACUUGGGGAGAGAGAACUUCUCGGUGGUAUCUGACAACGUCUCCUUCAAGAUCCGCAGCAUCAGUGUGGCCACGUCCGAGAGCGAUUUCACGCGGCACAGUGGGGACGAGGGGCUGCUGGAGGAUGAGCUCUCAGAGCAGGUUCCCAGCAGCACCUCGGUGAUCGAGCGCAACGCCCGCAUCAUCAAGUGGCUGUACACCUGUAAGAAAGCCAAGGAGAGCAGCAAGACGAUCCAGGAACUGGCGUGAAGGCUUCCUGCAGCGUGUGCUGCAGCCUGGCAAAUGCAAGAAUCCUUUGCUUGGAAAUUGAACAAGACCAGACACAGAAAGAAACUCUUCCCUCAUCUGGCUCGUGACUACUUCAAGUUCAGUAUUCUUGCCUUUUUACCUUGUCCUCAUCCCCUGGCAGCCUCACUCAUGUCACAAGUACAGAGAUAUCCAAGAGAAUGAUGACAAUUGGAGAUCGUGAACUGUACUGCAUCAAGACAGCAGAAAAUGAAAAGUCCUGGACAUGCAAAGCGUGCCAUUACGGGGAUAUCCAGCAUCAGGUCACUGCCCCAGGAUGUCACUCCAGGCUGUGGCCGAAGGUCCAUGUCAUGCGCCCAUCUCUUUCCAGUAAUGUUUGUGAGUAAGGAUGGGAAGAGAAAGUAGGAACGAAGUGGCAAUGACCCCUGGACAAGGCAUCACCCUGCAGGCAAGCUGGCUCCACCCAGCUUUUUAAAGGCCCAGUCCCAUGAGGGCUGUUUGACAGAGGCUCAUCAUGGCACUGAUAAAUGUUUGCCUGGCUGGUGAGGACUGGCUGGUGAGGACCAUUUGUGGAGGCUUUAUCUGGGAGGUUAUGUAAACACACUGUAAGCUAAAUCUCUGUCAAGCCUCUCUUUCUCUAAUGGUGUUCAAGCCACAUUGUACUGCCUUGUGUCUGUCUAGCUUGCUCUGUCUUACACUGUGCUCUACCAGUGGGGAGGAAUAGUUUUAAAAACACUGUCCAAAAUCUUUUCAACAGCACAAUUCCAAGGAACAGGUAAUAAAAAAAUAGGGUUGCCUUGCUGCAGGGUGCUCUAAUUCACAUUUAUGCAGUCUCCUCCAUUGUGCUUGCAACAUCUCUGACUACCAGAGAGGAUUUCAUUACAGUGUUUUGCACUUCAUGGCUCCACACCUUGCAUUUUAUGCACCAUGAGCAGAUGUUAUUGGGAAAUUGUAUACCAGGCUAUGCAAGAUCAGACUUCCCUAGUGUGGGUCUGGAGAAAUGUUAUUGUUGGGAUGGACAGGCUGGCAUCCCUGCACCAUGGGCCAAAGAACCUGUUAGGGGCUAUGCCAGGUAGAUAUCUUAGUGGGAUGAAAUCCAGUGUACGCAGCACCUUGCUCAAUAUUAUCAGUAGAAUGCUUCAUUUAAACUGGUUAAAUGAAACAUGCUUCAGAAGUACUUUGGAUAACUAGUGUAGUGAGUGGGGCCUAUACAAUAACUUAUGGGCCUAGCUGGCCAUGCCCCAAGUACCUCAGUCUGUCAUUACUUACUAGAAAGUGUCUGAGACCAAAGAAUAUCUUUGGAUGUUAAAAAAUACACACAAAGAUGUGAAAUAAAAACCAAUCAAAGACAUUCCCCCUUUGGCCAUAUUAAGGCCAAUCAGUGACAGCUGUGCAUCUAGGAUUCCAGCUGGGCCUCCUGCAGAGGUUAGGCAUGAGCUCUGUGUUGCCAUGGGCUUGGCUUCAUUUUCAGGGCUGGCCUUCACAUGGCCCUCAGACCUGGGGUGUGGGAAGUCCAGAAGAAGGAGCUUUAAUUCUCCACUUUCAUUCUCUGCUUGGUAGCGCAGGCCUCUUUGGGUCUCUUCUGGUUCAAAACAGCCUCCAGAGCAACCAGGUGGAAGCAGAGCUCCAAUGAGCACUUGGGCUGCAUUUUUAAAGUGUUUGUUGCUCUUGAUAAAUAAAAGCUGUUGGAGUGGAAAGGGCAAAAGAGAGUAGUGGCACUCCUAGAAAACACCUUUUCUAGGAAGGCUCAAUUUCCCAUUUGAACUUACACAAACAAUGGGGAAUGCUGACAGAGUUGCCCUUGAAGAACUAUUGACUGCUGCAGUUGUCAGCUGUUAAACUCAUGGCAAAAUGGCCAGGUUGCAUUUCCAUAUGUCUAAAAUAUGCUUGACAGUCACUUGGAGAAUAGUUUGCAAUUACAGCAACUGUUUGAGAAUGCAGGGCAUUUGCCUUCAUUUUCUAGUGUCACAUACUAAGGUCUACGUGUCUGAAAUUGUCUAGGUAGAUAACACUUCCUGAUAAAGUAAUUGUUGAACCUGCUUCCAAGUUAAGAGAAAACCAAAUAGUUUGCAUGAGUGAACCUCUGCCAAUUUAAGAGGGAAGUUUGUAUGUGGAGAUAUCUUUGUCAAAUAAUGAAAAUUCCAUGUGCAUUUGUUACAUUAUUUCCAUAGGAUGGUUCUUAGAAAACUACAACUCAAGAUGCUGCUAAUAUGAUUUAUGCAAUUAAGGUGCAGUUUUUAAAGGUACAAAGACUUGAUUUCUUAGUCAGGAACACAACCUACUGUAUCUGUUGUUUUCAUGCUCACUGUGUGAGGUAGUGUACUAUACAAGUAUUUAAGUGCUCUUGUCAGAGGCUGGUGACUACUUUUCUUUGCAAAUAUGAAUUGCCUGCAGACAGUUCAGAGUCCAGGAGGAGUCGUUUGUGUUACCAGUCAGUGCCCCGCUAUGAUACCAGAGUUGCUUUGCAUCUGGGGAAGAUCUUUUGUUUCGUUUUCAAACUUCCAUUUGUUUUGGCUUUUUAAGUUGAGCAGCUCUCAACUUUCAAGAUAAGAUGAUAAUGCUAAGGGGGAGGGAAAAGGAAGAUGCGUUGGUAGUGUGUUUUCAGUGGUUGGAAGGAAUAUGUUUAAUUGACUUGAAGGUAAUGAAAGCCAGCCUUUGAUAAAAACAAAAAAGAUUUUAUGACAGAGAUCACUGAAACCAGAACUGGAAUAUUUUUAAUUCCCUCUUAGUAUCUUUUUCAACAGUUGAACAUGAUUACGGUGUCAUUCUGCACUGAUGUAUAGCAAAAUUUCCUUGGCUUUGUUCAAGUUUUGAUAGGAGCCCUGAGUGCUCAAAGUAUCACCAAGAUGUGGACCUAAGAUCAUCCCCUGAUGAGCUUUAAAUUCAUUUGUUCAAAAAUACCUUCUGGGUAAGCUGAUAUAUAAUAAUAUACUACUACUACUACUACUACUAAUACUUUUCCCAGUAUGCCUGGAAAGGCAAUAGAUGGACAAUCCUUUUUCUGUACCUCUAGAGGAUGGAUGAUUUGGUGCUUAAUCCAAAGCUCAGUACUUCGCUCAGCUCCUGUUAUUGUUACAUGCUCUGGCUUUUCCUUUCUUCUGAUGGGUGCUUCAGUCAUAUCUCAAAAUCAGAAAAGUUUACUAGUGUUAGUCACUGCCUGUCUUUCCCCAAAAGGUGCUUUUACUACUUCAUUAUAAAAGACUUGGAAAGGUUGGUUUUACUCAGCUUUAGUGCUAAACUGAGGUAGAGCAGGCUGUUGAGGUAAAGCAGACACUUCAGCAAUGGAAAUGGAUUGCUGUUCUUUUGGGAAACCUCAGACUGAGGCAGAGGGCAAAGACAAGUCAUAAAUUGAAUGGUUGUGUUGAACUGUGUAAACUAAGAUAGUCGGACGGAGUUUUACACCCAAGUGUUUCAAAGUGCUUCAACACUGUGACAGGGGGCAAUGUCUGUGGGUGUAACAUAACAUGUGAAAGGUACAAAGUCCAAUUUUUAUUGCCUAGAAGCUAUUAUUUGCAAUAAAGACAAAGAGACUGUAACCCUUGCAACAUAUUGUAAAUAUUACUGUACAGAAAUCUAUAAGUUACAAAUAAAGAUUGUUCUAUGAUACACGUA